Paramecium octaurelia is the source of this 429-nucleotide messenger RNA. The record is from the annotation of a GenBank genome assembly. NCBI's taxonomy places the organism in Eukaryota, Ciliophora, Oligohymenophorea, Peniculida, Parameciidae.
AUGAACAAAAUUAGAGUAAUUUCAAGAAAUAUCGCUUCAAUGAUAUCAAAGUCAUCAUUGAACCAAGUUAAAAGAACCAAAUUUUUUAAGACCCUCACAAAAAACUAAGACUCUAUAUAAUCUGGUUAAGUUAAACUACUGUAGUAAUAAUGUGUUUAAGAGAAACUAAUAAGUCCAAUUGCAGAAUUAUAAAAUAUACAAUAUAAGUUAGUUAAGCAAUCGAUCAGAUAUGGCUUAUCAGAGUUAGUUAAAAUCGAUAGAAGUUAACCAAGGGCUCACAAGAACAUCAAUUAUGCAGGUGAUUAUGAAUCCAAAUUUGUGCUUUCCCAUUUCAUACAUGCAUUAUACUUGAAUAGAAUUGGAGCCAAUGAUUACUACUUUACAUUAGAUGAUUUGAAGACAACUCAAAGCGAAUAUCGACGAACUUGA